CGCCCCGCCCCGCCUCCCCUCCCCUCCCGGGCACGCCGAGAGCCGGGCCCCCGCCGCGACUCGCCGCCCGCCGCGCUGACCCCGCGCAUCGCAGCCGCGGGCAGGGGGUCACCGGGAGGCCGGGGCGCCGCGGCAGCAGCCCCGCUUAAAUACCUCCGCGCCGCCCGCCCCAGCCGCACACCGCGCCGGGCCCGGGGGCCGACAGGACACCGCGCCGCCGCCGCCGCCGGGGAGCAGCGCGCCCGCGCAGCGCCGCGAAGCAGCAGGGAGAGAGCCGGGGACGCGCCGCGGCCGCCCCAUGCCUGCGCACGUGCUGCAGGAGGAGGAGUUCUCCUCUGCUCCCACCACUACCACUGUCAGCACCCUCACCUCUCGGGUGACCAGGAAUGGGGAUGCCGUCAUGGAGAAGAACUCACUCAAUCAUGAGGACUUGGCAGGAGACCGGGGCAUGAUGGAUGAUAUCUUUGAUGAGACCUACCGUGAGAAGGAGGGCCCCAAACCACCCCUGCGAUAUGUCUGGAGGAAUAUCAUCCUCAUGAGCCUGCUGCAUUUGGGGGGCAUAUUCGCGUUGGUGCUGAUACCUUAUGCAAAGAUCCUGACCUUGGCAUGGGCUGUUCUGUGUUUCAUGGUGGCUGCUCUGAGCAUAACGGCUGGAGCUCACCGCCUCUGGAGCCAUCGGUCCUACAAAGCCACGCUGCCCCUGCGGAUCGUCUUGACCAUUGCAAACUCCAUGGCCUUCCAGAACGACAUCUACGAGUGGGUCCGAGACCACCGUGUCCACCACAAGUUCUCUGAGACAGAUGCAGACCCUCACAACGCCAUGCGGGGCUUUUUCUUCUCCCACAUCGGCUGGCUGCUGGUGCGCAAGCACCCAGAUGUCAUAGAGAAGGGCCAGAAACUCGACCUGAGCGACAUCAAGGCUGACAAAGUGGUGAUGUUCCAACGGAGGUACUACAAGCCCUCGGUGGUGCUGAUGUGCUUCGUGUUGCCUACUGUAGUGCCCUGGUACUUCUGGGAGGAAUCCCUCAUCAUCAGCUUCUUCAUUUCAGCCAUCCUGCGCUACGUCCUAGGGCUCAAUGCCACCUGGUUAGUGAACAGCGCUGCUCACAUGUUUGGCAACCGGCCAUAUGAUCAGUACAUCAACCCACGAGAGAACCCCCUGGUCAGCCUGGGGGCCCUAGGAGAAGGCUUCCACAACUACCACCACACCUUCCCCUACGACUAUUCCACCAGUGAGUUUGGCUGGCGCUUCAACUUGACAACAGCCUUCAUUGACUUCAUGUGCUUCCUGGGGCUGGCCAGCGAUCGCAAGAAGGUCUCCAAGGAAGUCAUCCUGGCUCGGAAAAUGCGGACUGGAGAUGGAAGUCACAAGAGUGGCUGAGUUCCUGCUCCCCUCCACACACACAUCCACACCUCUCCUUCCUCCUUUUUUCUCCCUUUCCUGACCCCUCCGAACACGCUGGACAGAGAUUUAAUGUUCUGUUUACUAACUACUGAAUAAUGCUACCGGUUUGCUUAAGAUAAUGAUAAUGAGUUUUAAUCCCCGCCCACACUGUAUUUUAUGUGAUGUAUUUAAAACCUAGAACUCUGCCUUUAUAGCUCAAGGCCACCCCUUUCCCUCCUCUGUUUUUCCUUCUUGUUAUUCUUUUCUCUUUCUCUCUAGCCCCUCUAUUCCUUCUUUCUCUUUACUUUUGUCCCUGUCUCUCCUUGGCAGAGGAGCUGGUAGAAAGUAGCGUAGGGUAUCCCCACUGCAGCCGGCUAAAUAAUACGGAGUUAAGGGAAGUCUGUACCUGCCAGCUGAAGAGUUGAGCCAAAGUCAGUGAUUCUCUUCCUCUCACCGACCUCCAGAAACUCCCCCCUCUCCUUCCUCUGUCCCUCCUUCUUUCUCAAGGGCUGCUGACACUUGGCAUCACUAAACUGCUUUCUCUGGGAAAAGCAGCCCUGUCCCCGCUUCUUGCCCUCAGAGAGAGAGAGAGCAUGAAGUUGUCUCUCCCCCUUGCACCUCACAGCAGUGGCCUCUCUGGCUCACGCAGGUGAGGCCAGGCCAGGGGAAGCUGGGGAGAUGAGAGCCCUGAAAGCCUCUGGAGGGCUCCAGGCAGGUCUGUCAGUUGGCCACGGGGUACGGUGGCAGCUGACAGCACUGGAGGCAGGAAGCCUCCGUGGCCUUAUUACCUCCUCGGUCUGGUGUCACACCUUCCCUCCCAUCGCCAGCCUGCUGCGCCUUGGGGCUACGGCUGCCUGCGGAGACCGGAUGCAGCACCGGGCGCCGGACUCCACGUGCCGCUUUGGAAAGCUGCGGAGAGAAGGGCCGCACCAGGAGAUGGAGGGCUGUGCCACCCAAUGCCGCGGGACUGGACUGGCCUGGGGUGGUUUUGUUCAGAAGCCGUCAAGAUUUUGCCAGCAAACGAGACUUUGCCAAAAUGGAGAGAAGGAGAAGGAUGUAAACCAAAGCUCCACCAUUGUGUUAAGCUGCUUGAUGUGCUGGAAGAAGAGGGUUCCCACUGGGCAGCAAGCGGAUGUCCUUGGGUCCAGGUGUGUCCUAUGGACUCCCUGGUACCGAACACGGAGCAUGGAGGGGCAGCUGGUGCCGCCUCCGAGUGUCCAGGGUAGUGAGGGACAGCCUAGAAACACAGCAAGCAGGUGAGGAGGGUAUCUCAGAGGGCUGAAGGAGCUGGUCUCUCUUUCCACACGGGCUCCACUCUGUUGAUUAACAAGUGCCUGCCAAAAACCGACACGGAGCCAGGUGGCACUGAGAGUUUGAGGGAAUCGAGGCCUCCUGGGCAAAAUGCCGGUCCCAGCGUGUGCCACCUCGUAGUGAGAUGAGGCCAGACCAAGAGAGGAGUUGGGAAUGAGUUGUUUUCCUGCCUGUGGUCUACCGAGGUGGUUGGCAAUCAGCUUUCUCUGCUCCUCUGAAAGGCUCCGGAGAGAGCGUGGGAGUGGGGAGAGGGAGGGAGAGAGCAGCUCCUUGUCAGGCCCUUAACUUGCCUCCGUGGGUUGGUGCCCGAGGCCAUCCUCAGCAGUCCUGGAGCGGGGGCAGUGCGUGCUGGCCCCCACGCAGCUCGCAGCACAGCGGAGAGCCACCCGGCAAGGGGCGGCCGCUGCCUCGCUUCCUAGCCUGGUGAGCACACCGCUCCCCCGUGACAGCACGUGGCGAGGGCGGCUGAGUUUGCUUAAAGGUCAGUUACAUCCCCCAGGGCCCCGGGACAUUGCGAGCACGCAGUUGAAGGGUGUGUUGGAUAAAAAAAAUCAUUGUGGGCGUUCUUUCCUGCAAGCUGCAGAGACCAUAGCUUUAGUACAGGCCAUGGGUUAGGUUUUGGGUGUAGCGGUCUCCAGCCCUUCACCAGGCUGAACACGCUUCCCCCCCCCCCCCAUUAUUUUUAUUUUUAUUAUUAUUAUUAUUAGUUGUAGCAAUAGUAUAAUUUUUUGUUGCUUAAAUGCAUCAAAUGGAGCUGGAGGAAAGCACAAGAGGUGGCCAAGGGUGGCUGGAAAGAUUUGAUGUUGGAGUGGGGCUUGUAGCGUCUCCCUUAUCCAGGCAGGUCAAGGAAGGCAGAGGCAGAGCAGAUGCCAACUUCCUCACCUCGGCUGUGCCACGUCGCAUCCAGGCAAGCUUUGCAGGAGCGAGUCUCCGCAGCUCUGCUUUCUCCUGCUGCUGGGAAAUGCCCCAGGAUCCAGGACAGCUCUGUGAUACUCUCCUUGAGAAGGAGAACAUGCUUGUUGCUCAGAAAAGAAGUCCUUCUCUUUGCCUUUGCCCUCCCUGCCACUUCCAUGGCCUUGUUACUGUUCAUCAAUGGGACCCUGCUCGUUGGUGAGGCAGUCAGGAUCGAUGUGGUCGCUGGCUGAGAGAUACAACAGGGAGGAAGGGAGCCCUUCAGCUCCUGGUGUCCUAAGCAUAGGCGGCGGCAGCUGGAGGCAGCACCCUCACCGCCUUAAGGCUCAUGGCUGUCCUGGGGCAGUGUGGUGCAAAGAGGGAUGCAGCUAGAAUUGUAUUCCUCCAUUUAAAAAACAUCACACACACAAAAAGGAACGCUACUAGUCUGAAAUGUGGGCUGACUUUACCUUAGUCUAAACCCCUCUGAAAUCAUGGAAGUCUCCAGAGAGGAUGAAUUUGCUCCAUCCAGGAAUUUGAAAGGCAGGUGGGGAGGGGAGAAAGUGAAGCGAACGAUUUCCCUGCUCCUGGUGCCCUUAAUGUGUUGUGUGACAUACCCUAUGGCAGAGAAGCGUGCCAUGACAUGCUGCAAUAUUUCACAUCCUCUCAGCAGAGAAGCAGGGUUUGACAUCAAGGGUUCCCUUCAAAUUUCAAGUGCUUAUUUGGGUCAAGAGAUCUGGAACUAGGGUGGAAGCUGAGGAGCAGUAACCAAACAGUCCUGGUGUUUGUCCAGUCACUUUAAAGGUAGAUUGGAAAAUAUCUCUGGGUGCCUUAAAUUUUUCUUUAAUAUACAUAGGAGUAUUGACAGCUAUUUGCCAUAUUUUUUUCGGUUUUGCUGAAUUAUGAACAUUUGAGGGGUUUCUUAAUUAUUUAAUUGCCUACAUUGAACUGUGGGUGCAGGUGAUUUUGAAUGUACUUGAGUUAGAAUUUUUGUUAGAUUAAGAAACAGAUACAACACUUUAAGUAGAACUUUGUUUGCUCUAUAUAUAUAUAUAUAUAUCUACCUAUAAAUAUAUAUAUAUAUUUUUGGUGGCAUGUUUGUAUCCUGGACGCGUCUUCUGUAUGUUUAGCUUAAAUGAGUCUGUGAGAGGUAGAAGAAGAAAAUGCAGCAGUGGGCCCCAGUGGCUAAAGCAGUGAUUCUCCUGGGCUCUGCUCCCAGCUUAGCUGCUUGCUCACUGCAUAACGUUAGGCAAAGUCACUUAAAAACGCUCUGUGCCUCAGUCUCCCUGUCUGUAAAACGGGGUUACACCCUGCCACUCGGGGUGUGGCGAGGCCCAGCGCGGACUUGCACGGAGAGCAGGAGGAGGGAGGCAUACCACACGCACACCGGUGCUGACGGAAGCGUUCACUGGUUUGUUUUCCAAGACCGUUCCCAGCCCCGACGAUAUUGUGAAAAGCAGAUGUCCAAGUGUUGGGUGUUUGGGGAAUGGUUGGAAAGUUGAAUCUGCACAUUGUCUAAGCUCUGUCGCUGUUGAAAUGUGAGUAGGAUACAAUUUUCACAGCUUAGGGAUUUCUGCAUAGUAGUAUCUCUGUUUUGUGUACUGGAAAAGAAAAAAACGACCUUUUUGAAAUAAUUUCUACUAAUACGGAAACAGAUGUCUGGUUGUGCUGAUCUGAAAUUUUAUUUGUUCAUAAUAAAAAUGUUACUUUAAAACUC
Molecule: messenger RNA, 5303 nt
Organism: Dromaius novaehollandiae (emu)
Lineage: Eukaryota; Metazoa; Chordata; Aves; Casuariiformes; Dromaiidae
Gene: SCD
Product: stearoyl-CoA desaturase
Exons: 6
Coding region: 299-1381 (360 amino acids)
Biological process (GO): response to fatty acid; unsaturated fatty acid biosynthetic process; monounsaturated fatty acid biosynthetic process
Cellular component (GO): endoplasmic reticulum membrane
Molecular function (GO): palmitoyl-CoA 9-desaturase activity; stearoyl-CoA 9-desaturase activity; iron ion binding
Source: RefSeq, a predicted model, not a curated record